UCAACAUAACUGAUCAACAGUCCAUUUCAACAACAACCACUUUAACUGUUUCAGUUACUGAAAGUUUAUCUGAUGCUAUCACGAGUAGCAGCAAUGACAGAUCCAUUUCAAUGUCAAUAUCUCUGACGAUCAUUGAUAAUACAUUAGUAUCAGAAAUUUCAAGCAGCAUAGAACCAUCAACAAUAUCAAGCUGUGCUUCUGCCACAUCACAAUCAACAUGUACAGGAUCCAUCAUCAGUUCUGUUGCUAUUGCAGUACCUAUCACUGGUCUAUUAACUGGACUCAUUACAUCAAUAAUUACUAGUAUCAUUGUAUACUGUAUAAUGAAGAAUAAAGGGAAUACACUAAGAGAAAGAUCACCAGUAGACAUUGGUCCAAUAUAUGAUUUACCAACUUUCAACAAUGAACAACAAGAACAAGUCAUUGAUACUAAAUUUAACAAUGCAUACGGACACAUCUAUAACUGA
Molecule: messenger RNA, 467 nt
Organism: Amphimedon queenslandica
Lineage: Eukaryota; Metazoa; Porifera; Demospongiae; Haplosclerida; Niphatidae
Exons: 4
Source: RefSeq, a predicted model, not a curated record